AAUCGUUCUAUUUGACUCAGUGCCCUCCCAUUGAAAACGACGGAGUCUGUUGGUCCAUUUCUUUUACUGUCUAUGGUUAAAACGCCGUGGUCUUCUACUUUCUUUGACAACAGUUCAUUCACGCUUCAGCAAUAAUGGGCGCGCACGACAUCCUCCGUUUAUAAAUAUUCACGCUAAACUCCGCCCUGGAAACUCAGAAUCUCAGAAACCAUAUCGGUAACACCGCCAUUGUUUCCUAUGGAAGUCUGACCUAACUCGCAGUAGAGUGAUUUGUUGACGCAAUAUCAACCUACUCUCUCAACCACUCGGCCAAAUUAUCAGGAUGUCAGUGACAAUGACCAAGGUGGAAGGGGUGACUGUUUUAACGGUGACCAACAUCAACCCAAAAAGUAACUGGCCUUUGCUGUGUCAGAUACUGGGGACGCUCUGCUACAGCCCAGCAUGCUCUGUAUCUCACAAACUCAGGGGGCUUCUUGGAGGAACACAAUCUGCACUGGGGACAAUUCAGAUCAUGAUUGGAUUGCUAAACAUUGGCUUUGGAGCAAUAUUGCAUGCAUCAUAUUCGACAUAUAACGUUGUCACUGAGUCCGGGGCUUCAUAUUGGCUCGGUGGUUUGUUUAUUCUAUGUGGUGUGCUAUGCAUUCUUGCAGAGAAGUGUCCAAGUGCUUGUCUGGUUUUCAUAACUGGGUUGAUGAACAUUGUAAGUGCUGCCUUUGCUGUAACUGCCAUUGUUCUAUAUGCAAUUAAUGUUGGCAUGAUAUGGAGGCCCUUCUACAGACAAUGUGAUGGCUACUAUGACUACUAUGACAGGACACCACCACCCCCAUCAGGAAAUGUUGAUAUCUGCAAAACAUAUCUAGCUAAAUCAAAGGUCAUGUGGGAAGGAAUGGGCAUCAUAAUGAUCAUCUUUGCAGCUCUACAACUCUGCAUUGCCAUCAGUGCCAGUGUCGUGGCAUUUAAGGCUGUUUGCAAGAGGGACACACCUGUGCAGGACCCUGAGCUCAACAAGCCUCUUGUUGAUGAAGUCUUGUCUUACCCCACAGUUUAACACGGCCAUUUCAAGCCACAUGCAUCACUGCAAUGUGACUCGUCAUGCAAAAUGAGUUGGCUAGUCAUGAAUAUUUUGAUUUUUAGAUAAUUUUAAGAUCAUCUUUAAGUAUGUUAAAAACCUUGUCACAAUUAGAUACAGGCCUGGUGUGGCUACAGGUUUGGACAAAUAAAGGCAGGUUUCAGUUUUUUUGGUUGUAUAAAAACCUCUUGAAGCCCACCAGAUUGCUUGCUUCAGCUUGUUCUAUGCUGCUUAAAUCAUGUUUAGAGUAGAUGGCACUGCUUAAAAAACACAUUUUCCACUGAUGAAAGGCAGGCAGGCAGUGUUAGCCAGAAUUCGUAAUGUUUAAACUUCUGUCAAUAUGGACAUGGUAUAUACAUUGUUAGAUUAGUUAGAUUCUCCCCAACUCAAUCAAAGUAGUCUACAGUGUCUGUCUGUGUUUCUGUCUCUGUCUGUGUGUCUGUCUGUGCGAACUUCAGAGUUCUAUUACUCAAUGAUUUAUACCGUAAUCAUUUUGAUAGUAGACUCUCAUCUUUGCCAAGCAAAAGCUUUGAGUGAAAGAAAAAAGGCCUGGAAAAAGACUUUGGCGAUUGAAGCAAAUAAAAGCCUGGGCUAUUAA
Messenger RNA from Alosa alosa (allis shad), 1667 nucleotides. Its product is annotated as membrane-spanning 4-domains subfamily A member 8-like. The transcript is spliced from 7 exons. The coding region runs from base 323 to 1048 and encodes 241 amino acids. Gene Ontology annotation, cellular component: membrane. The record is from RefSeq and is a predicted model, not a curated record. NCBI's taxonomy places the organism in Eukaryota, Metazoa, Chordata, Actinopteri, Clupeiformes, Clupeidae.